GGCAACUGAUGUAGAUCCAAAUGGGCUUUAUUUAGUAAGCCCAAACUUUAUGUUUUCUCUUAUAUCUUCCUGCUCUGUUAUUAGAAAGAAUCUCCGAUUUAGAUAGAAACAACAAUCCUCCGGUGGUCACUCGCUAAUCUCCGUUUGAUCUCGCCGACACUCGAGCCUUUUACCGAUGAAGGAUGGAGAUUCCUUACCAAUAAGCACUUCUUCCGUCGCGGCGACGACGGUGACCGGAAAGAAGGAAACCGGUUAUUCCGCUCUCUUCUCGAAAGGCCGGUACAAGUUUUGGGCCUUAGCUGCGAUUCUGUUACUCGCUUUCUGGUCAAUGCUCACUGGCACGGUCAAUCUCCGUUGGUCUGCCGGUAACAUUAACCAUUUCACCGACGAUCUCGUCUUUCCCAUCCACGAGGAUCUCGAUGUUCUUGAAAUGGAGGAGAGGGAGAAAGUGGUGAAGCACAUGUGGGAUGUGUAUAACAAUGGCCGUCGUAUCAGAUUACCUAGGUUUUGGCAAGAGGCCUUCGAGGCUGCUUACGAGGAGCUUACCAGUGAUGUACCUGAUGUGGUUGAGGCUGCCAUUUCCGAGAUCGCUAGGAUGUCUAUUCGCUCCAUUGUUAUAGAUCCGCCUCCGCUUCAUUCCACGAAUGUACGAGAAUUGACAAAGACUCUAAAACUUGCGGACAAAGGAAGAGCAACUCAAAUAUCAAAACCAAGCAGCCGUCGAUUGAAAUAGCUAUGGAGGCUUUACGAAAAAGGUAGUGUAGCAGUCAGCCGUCGUGGCGUGACCAUACAUAUACUUGAUGUCAGAAAGAUCAAUCAACCUCAUCCCUAGAAUAUAUGUCCAUCAUUAGUGUUAUUUUUUCUUCCACUAGGGGCAUUAAUCCUUUCACUAUCAUCAUCAUCUCUUCUAUAAACAAAAUUUUGAGGAAGCUUUUUAUCCACACCUUAUUAGCUCUGAACGGUAAUGUCUUUUAUUUUGGAUUUAUGAAAUAUUUCAUAUGUAGUUAGCCCAUACAUUUAAAUACCUUCCAAUGAAUUUUCUAGUUAUAUAUUAA
Messenger RNA from Arabidopsis thaliana (thale cress), 1055 nucleotides. Its product is annotated as sugar transporter, putative (DUF1195). NCBI's taxonomy places the organism in Eukaryota, Viridiplantae, Streptophyta, Magnoliopsida, Brassicales, Brassicaceae. The record is from RefSeq and is marked reviewed. Bases 176 to 733 code for a protein of 185 amino acids. The transcript is spliced from 3 exons.